UUCGCAAUGCGUAGUGUAACACGGGCUUUAUGGGUUUCAGGAUGCUCCUGACUUAACCUUACUUUAUAUAACCUUAGGAUCACCUAAAAUCGGACCGUGGCAUCUCUCAGGUUUCUCUCUGCCAAAUAUUAUAUCACCGAGAAAUGUCUGAUUCACUUGUCCAUAAAAGUUUGGAAUUAUUGAACUACGGAAAAGAUCCACAUAAAGAACAAAAGAAAAGGAAAAAACGUAAAGACACCAGAUAUAAAGGAGUUUUGGAUCUAAUUCCCACUAAACACAGGAUCAUCUCCAAAUACGAUAAAACAGAUUUUGAUGCAGUUUUGGCUCGAUCUAACAAAACUACUGUUUAUGAGACCCAAAAACGCAUAGCUACUCAACAAGAUCCUACCGACAAAAAUGUACAACAACUUCUUUUACUUAGCAAUAAUCGGAUAAAUCCUGAAAUAGCAAGCAAAUUAUUGCAUCGUGUUAUCAAAAAGAGAUAUAUCCAACAGCAGGAGAAAUCUAAAGAGCCAGAGGAGACAGCUUUUACUGAAGAGGACUUUAAGAAGUUUGAACAGGAAUAUGUCCAAUAAUUAUCAAUCGUGACAUUAAAUGAAAGAAUAAGACAACAAAAAACGUUGGUAAAAUUAAAAUAGGAUCACAAAAAACAAUGUUUGAAAGCGAUCAUCAAAAAGGAAAAGUGAUAUUAAUAUUGACAUUUGUCUUGUUUUUCUAUUAUACCAUUUGGGUACUUGGUUUGCCGUUCAUCGACGACGAUAGAUUCAAAUUUCUCUUUUACUCUCACGAUCUGGCUCUGAUGGUUCCCGCGAGUUUCGGUCUAAUUUUCAUUGGCGGUUUAAUACUUUUUACUAUAUAUCACGUGAAACCAUAUUUGUCUCUACAUAAAACAGAGAAGGUAGAGCAAAGUAGUUCAAUGGCAAAUUGUCAGAAUCCGCAAUGGUGUUAGGAAGCUAUGUUAUCGUCGCAAUAUAUCAUACGCAUUGUGUUAAUAUGCAUAACUCACGCAUGCAGCUGAUACCCGUGUGAUAUAAAACAUUGAUUAAAAGUGUCUGUUAUAUAAUCAAUGCUACAUCAUUUCACAUAUGCUCUAAAUUGUUCAAUGAGAAAGUGUCUGCUUUUUGUCAUAUUUCUAAUAUAUGAUACUGAUGAAUAAAA
Formica exsecta is the source of this 1158-nucleotide messenger RNA. Its product is annotated as active regulator of SIRT1-like. The transcript has 4 exons. The coding region runs from base 144 to 575 and encodes 143 amino acids. The record is from RefSeq and is a predicted model, not a curated record. Lineage: Eukaryota; Metazoa; Arthropoda; Insecta; Hymenoptera; Formicidae.